GUCUGGUCCAGAGACUGUGAGGAGCUGCUUAUAGUGGAGAGAGCAGAGUACCCACCACAGCUCUCUGUCAGCUGUAGUAUCUAUAGCCAGACCACGGACAGACCAGGUCAUCCGGAGCAGUCUCCUUCAAGUCAAGUGGCAGUCCUGCCCGCCCUCUCAGUGGAUUCCUGGUUGGUCACCCAUCUCACCAACCAGAUUUCAUCAACAUCUGCGAGUCUGUCCGCUGCCCGCUGAGUUCACCUCAGUCUUCGUUGGAGGCCAGUCCAGCACUUCAAGCUGGACGGAGGAGAGAAGAGUGGGGCCGAGGGCCCAACAUUUGUGUUGCGACAUAGAACUUCAAAUCUCAUAGCACAACACACCACAGAGUCUACGCCUACAGGUCCCAUGAGUCCACGGGAGAAAGCAGACUUGCCCACCUCAGGUUCUUCAACCAGUCACCUCAGCACCGCAGAGUGCCCCUCACACAGUGGGAGCGUCCCAGAGUGCGACGACAAGAAAAGGGUAAGCGAAGAGGAUGACAGAGGAAGAAAAGAGGAGGAAACGGAGGAGGAGGAGGAUGAGAGGAACGGUGAUGAAGGCUUCAUGGGAAUGACUCCACUCCUGCAAGCACACCACGCCAUGGAGAGGAUGGAGGAGUUUGUACACAAGAUGUGGGAGGGUCGGUGGCGCGUCAUUCCUCACGAUGUACUCCCCGAUUGGCUGAAGGACAACGACUUUCUGCUUCACGGCCACAGGCCUCCCAUGCCUUCGUUUCGCGCCUGCUUCAAGAGCAUCUUUAGAAUCCACACAGAGACGGGAAACAUCUGGACACACCUGCUAGGCUGUUUGUUUUUCCUCUGUCUGGGCCUGAUGUACAUGUUCAGACCCAACAUGUCUUUUGUGGCUCCGGUCCAAGAGAAGGUGGUGAUCGGGAUGUUUUUCCUGGGAGCCAUCCUCUGCCUUUCAUUCUCCUGGCUCUUCCACACAGUCUACUGCCACUCUGAGGGCGUGUCCAGAGUCUUCUCCAAGUUGGACUACAGUGGGAUUGCCUUCCUGAUAAUGGGCUCCUUCGUCCCCUGGUUGUAUUAUUCCUUCUACUGCUCCCCUCAGCCCUGCUUCAUCUACCUGAUAGUGGUCUGUGUACUAGGACUGGCUGCCAUCACCGUAUCACAGUGCGACUUCUUUGCUACUCCGCAGUACAGAGGAGUCAGAGCAGGUAGAUUGGGAUAAGUGAGGAUGGGUUGG
Molecule: messenger RNA, 1224 nt
Organism: Neolamprologus brichardi
Lineage: Eukaryota; Metazoa; Chordata; Actinopteri; Cichliformes; Cichlidae
Source: RefSeq, a predicted model, not a curated record